AUGCUCCCUAGAGUCAACUUCUUUACCUGGAUUUCUCUUUGGCGUGUGCCUACGAUAAGAGUUAUGAUCAACUUAGCAAGAAGUGAUGAAAAUUGGGAGUUGGAAGAUUCGUUAUGUAAACUCAUGUUUAAACCAAUUCUCGAAAGUAAUCAUCCUGAAUGGAUUGCCUUAUUCCCUGAAGUAAAUAUUUGCACCCAAGAAAUUAAUUUACUACACAACAUGCAAUCUCAAAAGUACUUCCUACCAGUGUUCGAAAAUGUUUUAUAUCCUCGGUUUUCAGGGUUUUAUAACGUUAUUUUUACUUUGCAAUCUUCACCAAGAACUUUUACAAGAUUAUAUGACGUGACGGUUUGGUAUACAAGAGAAAAAAAAAUGGGAAGUGAUGAAUUGAUUGAUUUAAAGGAACAAUUCCGCCCACCCACAUUACUAGAAUGUUUUGCUUCAAAAUCAAAAAUUACAGUACAAAUUCAUGUCAAGAGUAAAUUAUUAUCAUCAAUUCCAGUUAAAAGAUCCAAAAUUGAAAAAUGGCUUGAAAAAUCUUGGGUUGAUAAAGAUCAAAGGUUAUCAAAUGAAAAGCUACACAAAAUUUCUGAAAGUAUGAAUAAAGAAUUUCAACAUAAAGACCAUGUUUCUAUAGUUACUCCUCUUGAAUAA
Messenger RNA from [Candida] anglica, 654 nucleotides. Lineage: Eukaryota; Fungi; Ascomycota; Pichiomycetes; Serinales; Debaryomycetaceae. The record is from the annotation of a GenBank genome assembly.